CGUCGAAAAAUCACACUAAUGGUAAUCGAGCUGAUGGAGUUGGUUACAUGACGGAUGCUGAUAAGUAUCAGCUCAUUUAUGUUGAAGGCUCGAGACCAGUAACAAAAGAUAAAAAGGAAACCGAUGACAUCAAAAAAAUAACAGAUAAUUUAAAGAAUAUAUUCGCGAAUAUUGUAAAGGAAACCAUCAAAAGCAGGCAACGUUUACCAAAGAAGUUGUAUGUAUUCGGUGGACAAAGUUUUCGUCUUCGGAUAUAUUUAUAUUUUCUUGAUUAUUAUGGAACGUAUAGAUUAAACGAGAUUGAUAAUGCCAAUCUUCCUCGAAAAUUUUCUGAAAUGAAAAAUUUCGUUUAUUUCUAUGAAAGUGUAUUGAAAUGGUCGCUAUUGGUUCGUGAUGUUAAAGCAUCUUUUGAUGAUGCAAGAGCUGAACAAAGACCUUCGCGACUUUCAUACGCAAACGCUCUUCUCCAGUUGGAUUGA
Racocetra persica is the source of this 479-nucleotide messenger RNA. The record is from the annotation of a GenBank genome assembly. Lineage: Eukaryota; Fungi; Glomeromycota; Glomeromycetes; Diversisporales; Gigasporaceae.